AUGCCAAUAGAAAAAAAAAGUGAUUUUAUCUCACAGUUUUAUCUCAGCAAUUGAUUCCAACUACAUUAAUAAAAUUCCAACGAGAAAUCACAGUUUCAGUUAGCUUUUCACACCAUUUUCCCUAAAUAAAUAUUUUUUUUGACAAAAGUUCGUAAAUCCAAAUUCUGGAAUUUUUGUCGAAAUCUACCUCAACUUCGCCGAUAUGCCACCAGCUGAUGGAGAUUCUGAAACAUCUCGUCUUGUUUCGUCGAGCUCUGCACAGAAACCUAGCUACCUUAACCUUAUCAGUAAUUUGUGUGGCUUGAUUAUUCUCGGAAUAAUAACUUAUUGUUGUUUCAAAAAGGAAGUCACCCUAUUUUCAUUCCAUCCCACGUUGAUGACGUUGGGGUGGAUAUUCCUUAUGACUACAGCUGUAAAUGCUAUUACUCCAGGAGAUUUAGCAACAGAGUGGAUGCCUAUACGUCUUCGAAGCGCACGUCACUGGGUAUUACAAGCCAUUGGAGGUAUUAUUAUCACUAUUGGAUUUUUAGUUAUACUUAUACAUAAAAUUAAAAUUGAUAAACCUCACUUCACCUCUUUACAUGGAAAAUUUGGUUUGGCAUCUUUGAUAUUCAUGAUGGCUACCAUGCUCGGAGGAAUUGGUGCUUUAUACAGUCUUAAACUCAAAUAUUACCUUGCCCCAAUUUACACUAAAGUUUUGCAUGCUUCUAUUGGACUUGUAACUUUUACUUUGGGAAUAGUUACAAUUUGUUUAGGCUUAUUUUCUGAUUGGUGGAUGAAAGUUGGCGACAAUAUAUCAAAAUAUGUCGCUUUGUGCUUAGUUUUGUUGGUUAUGUUAUUUACUAUAUUGAGACCCUCCCUAAAAAUAUUUUUUCGUGUUAAGGAAAGGCUUAAUGUUAAUUAAAUGGCAUACAAAAUAGUUCUCAAGUAUUUAUAUCUAUCAAACUAUAAAUGAUUACGUUAUAAAAUAUUAUUUCCUGUUGUUUUGGUAUGUUUUAAAGCAAAGCUUAAAGAUUAUUGUGAUAAUUUUUGUUGUAGUUUGUAAGGAUGUAUUUUUUUCAAUUUACUUUUGUACCUAAUAAGAAACACGUAAAAGUUGUUAAAUUGACAACAAUAAUAAUUAUUGUCACUGCAAUGGCUGUCUCCAUCGUCUCAUUUUAGGCCGAGCAUGCGGGUUGAAAAGACCCAGAUUUUGAAUGUAUUGUUUUGAAUAACUGAAUGGAAUUUUGGGUUUAUGUAAAACAAACAAAAAAAAAACAAUCACAAAAAUC
Molecule: messenger RNA, 1271 nt
Organism: Ostrinia furnacalis (Asian corn borer)
Lineage: Eukaryota; Metazoa; Arthropoda; Insecta; Lepidoptera; Crambidae
Product: cytochrome b561 domain-containing protein 2
Exons: 2
Coding region: 203-904 (233 amino acids)
Molecular function (GO): transmembrane monodehydroascorbate reductase activity
Source: RefSeq, a predicted model, not a curated record